Rhodotorula graminis WP1 is the source of this 1074-nucleotide messenger RNA. RefSeq lists its product as uncharacterized. The record is from RefSeq and is a predicted model, not a curated record. Gene Ontology annotation, cellular component: heterotrimeric G-protein complex. Gene Ontology annotation, molecular function: G-protein beta/gamma-subunit complex binding; G protein-coupled receptor binding; guanyl nucleotide binding. The transcript is spliced from 9 exons. The coding region runs from base 1 to 1074 and encodes 357 amino acids. Lineage: Eukaryota; Fungi; Basidiomycota; Microbotryomycetes; Sporidiobolales; Sporidiobolaceae. Gene Ontology annotation, biological process: G protein-coupled receptor signaling pathway.
AUGGGCUGCGCAGGAUCCACGCCCGUCGACCACGAAGCAGAGGCUCGCAAUGCCGCCAUCGAGAAGACGCUCGCGCAGGACCGCGAGAACCAGCGGCGAGAGAUCAAGCUCCUCUUCCUCGGCGCCGGCGAGUCGGGCAAGAGCACGAUCAUGAAGCAAUUCUCGCUUGCCUACGGCAAGCCGUUUACGGACCAGGAGCGCCUCGACUUCCGGGACGUGAUUUACGACAACUCGCUUCGCUCGAUGCAGGUCGUCGUCGACGCGUUCGACAUGCUCGGCAUCGACGUCCCGCCUGCGCUCAACGCCGAUAUCGAGCUCGUCAUGUCGUUCGGCGACGAGCCGGAGCUCGCGGCGCAGACGGGCGAGCUCUUGCCGGACGUGGCCAGGGCGCUGUCGGCGCUGUGGGACUUUGACGGAGCCAAGGAGGCCGUCGACAUGGCGCACGAGUUUCAGCUGAACGACUCGGCACCCUACUACUUCAACAACAUCGCUCGACUAGCCUCGCCUGGCUACAUCCCGUCCGACCAGGACAUCUUGCGUUCGCGCGUCAAGUCGACGGGCAUCUCGGAGGUGUCGUUGAACGUGCACGGCACCACGUACCGCAUGUGCGACGUCGGCGGUCAGCGCUCGGAGCGCAAGAAGUGGGUCCACUGUUUCAGCGACGUCGAGGUCCUCCUUUUCGUCCUCGCGAUCAGCGAGUAUAACCAGAUGCUGUACGAGGACGAGUCCGUGUCGCGCAUAGCCGAGGCGACGACGCUGUGGCAGUCGAUCUCGAACUCGAAGUGGUUCGCCAACGCGAGCACGAUCCUCUUCCUCAACAAGAUCGACCUGUUCCGCCAGAAGCUCGAGCUGUACCGACUGAGCGACUACGUCCCCGAGUACACGGGCUCGAACAGCUACGAGGCGACGACGCUGUGGCUGUCGCAGCACUUCUCGAGCCUGUACGAGAACAAGCGCCGGGCCCUUAUCCUCCACCUCACCUGCGCAACAGACACGACUCAGAUCCGUACCGUGCUCGCUGCUGUGCAAGAGCAGAUUCUUGCGAACAACCUCUUGAACGCCGGUAUGAUGUAG